Molecule: messenger RNA, 951 nt
Organism: Fusarium mangiferae
Lineage: Eukaryota; Fungi; Ascomycota; Sordariomycetes; Hypocreales; Nectriaceae
Exons: 3
Coding region: 1-951 (316 amino acids)
Source: RefSeq, a predicted model, not a curated record
AUGUCUCAAAAAUGUGUCCAUCAAGGUUGCGGGAAAGAGUUUACCGAUCCAGAUGAGAAGUGCGAGUACCACCCUGGUCCGCCCAUUUUCCACGAGGGGCAGAAAGGAUGGAAGUGCUGCAAGGCUCGUGUCUUGACAUUUGACGAGUUUAUGGAUAUUCCUCCUUGUACGACGGGCACACACUCGACCACCGACAAGCCGCCUCAGCUUGAGGAGAAACCCCAGCAGGAUGACGCUGCCCUCGCUCAGAAGAUCGAUGCUCUAAACGCCGCCACUCCGUCUCGCGCACCGAUUCCAAUUGCCCAGCACGCUCCUACGCCACCGCCGCCUGCUCCUGAGUCGGAAGAUGAUGACCCCAGUCUUGAGAUUGCGGACGGUGUUGGCUGUAAGAGAAGGGCAUGCGGCGCAACGUACAAGAAGGGCAGCUCGAGGGAUGACGAGGAGUGUGUUCACCAUCCAGGAGUACCAAUCUUCCACGAGGGGAGCAAGGGAUACUCCUGUUGCAAGAGGCGAGUGUUGGAGUUUGAUCAAUUUAUGAAGAUUGAGGGGUGCAAGACGAAGAACAGACACUUGUUUGUCGGCAGUGGUAAGAAGGAUGGCCCCAAUAGUGAGGAGGUCGUCUCCAACGUCAGGCAUGAUUUUUACCAGACCCCAGUCAAUGUUAUUGCAUCCUUCUUCCUGAAGAAGAUCGACAAGAGCACAGCCAAGAUCGAGUUGCAGCUGAAGCAACUGAACCUGGACCUUACUACAACCGACUCGCCCCCCAAGCGCUAUACAGCCCGAGUCCCUCUCUAUGCGUCGAUCGACCCAGAGAAGUCAUCGUACAGAGUGCUCGGCACGAAGCUAGAAUUUGUCCUAGCCAAAUCUGACGGCACCUCAUGGCCAGUGUUGCGAGGGGACGAGGCCCUGACAGGUGAGAUCCUUCAGGUCGGCCGAGCUGGAAGGGCUUGA